Messenger RNA from Lotus japonicus, 480 nucleotides. Its product is annotated as zinc finger protein 8-like. The coding region runs from base 1 to 480 and encodes 159 amino acids. Lineage: Eukaryota; Viridiplantae; Streptophyta; Magnoliopsida; Fabales; Fabaceae. The transcript has a single exon. The record is from RefSeq and is a predicted model, not a curated record.
AUGCAACAAUACCAAUUUGCUUGCAGGUACUGUGACACGAAACACCCCACUGCUCGAUCUCUUGGGGCACACCAAAAGGCCCAUAGGCGUGAGAAAGCUGAGAGAGCCCGCUCAAAUAGUGAAACCUUGUACCCGCUUGGCCGCAUGCAUAACAAGUCGUCUUCACCUCUAAGAGUAGGUAGCUAUGCUAACCACAAGCUGCACCUUCCAAACACAUCCUUCACUGCACCACACCAAUUGCAAUAUCGGAUGAAUGUGACUUUGGGUGGAGGUGUUGCUGGAAUUCCAGAGAGAUUGAACCGUGUGGUGGAUCUGCAAGAACUUAAUCAGGUUCCUUCAUUUGUAGAGAGUGGAGCAGACAAAAGUUUCCAAGGUUCUCUUUCUCUUGGAGGCCUUGAGGGAAAUACAAGUGUGCCAUCAAAAAAUUCUGUCUCAGAGGAGCUUGACUUGUCUCUCACUCUCAGACCUUUUAGGCAUUAG